Molecule: messenger RNA, 3335 nt
Organism: Etheostoma spectabile (orangethroat darter)
Lineage: Eukaryota; Metazoa; Chordata; Actinopteri; Perciformes; Percidae
Exons: 5
Coding region: 164-2470 (768 amino acids)
Source: RefSeq, a predicted model, not a curated record
CCGAGAAGUUUGCACCAAGUCAGGUUAACUGCUGCGCGGCGCUGCACCUGUCGCGAAAGUAGCUCACUUGCGCUUUAUCUCAGAUUUACCUAUUGAUUUAAAAUGCGUCAAUAAUUGUGCCCGAACCGAUCAGCCGUAUCAACACAUUAACUAAUCAAAAAUCAUGAAGAGGGGACCGUUGAAUUUUCUGGGUCGAAAGAACCAGUCUCUUUUCGACACAAAUAUUAAAAUCAAGGACAUGGACAAAAUGGAGCUGGUGUUGGGAUCAACAGCGAUCCCCGAGUCAGGAACUGCCAGCGUGCGGGCCAGACCCACUGUCAACCAUCACACUUCCUCAUCUGACAGUUUUCAAGGGUUUGCCGUCCCGACACCCAAAGUCCCCCUCCUCCCCCCUGUCAAGGGUCCAAAGAUCAACGGUUUAGACAGUGGAGAUCGCUUGUCCAAUGGAUCUGUUAUAUCUGUACCUGACCUCUUAGAGGGGGAAAUAUUUGUUCCACCUCCUCCCUCUAUGGCACCUCCACCCCCCCCAGGGACGUUUGUGCCGCCUCCACCAGACUUCAUGGGUGACCUGAACAGUCUAAAUUUGGCAACUCCGUCUCCUUCCAUGUCUACUCCAAAACCGACCUCACUGGCACACUUCAGGGAGGAGGAAGACUUAACCUUCAUAAAACCGCCACCAAUGGCUCCACCAAAGCCUCCAUCUACUAACACUAUUGGCUCUGUAUCAUCAGUACCCAGUUCUAUUCCACCAUCUGCCAAAGUUUUUGAGCGUCCAACCUUUGCCCCACCACAGCCCCUUCCUGAAUGGCUACACAAGACUAAUAAAAAACCACCUACAAAACCCGUUAGACUGUCCUCUAUUAUGAACUUUGACUCCCCACCACAGAGUCCUGCCCCACCUCCCCCUGUGCAGACAUCCACAUUGUCUACUUUCAAUCCCCAAAACACAGCAAAGCUUUACAAUGUUCCUAAUACCUCCAUUCUCCGUGGGUAUGAGGAGCAUGACUCAAGGUCCAAGCAGAUGUUGCUCCUGGAAGAUUCUGCCUCUGUUAACACUGCCCCAGUGCUUGUCCAGGUGGAUGGGAAAACCCCUAAAGUGGCUACACCAUCUAAACCAGUUUUAAAAGAUGUACAGGAGCUGAAGGAGAACUUACAAAUUAUCCAACCCCCUCAAUCACCCUUGCCUGAGCCUAACAAGGAGGCUAAAACAGGGACAGUUUCAGCACAACCAGAAAUAGACAAACCGCUCCAGACUCCACAUCUACCGUCACCACAGCUUCAGAAACCUAACAGUUCUUUGGUGAAUUCAGAGCCCAUCAAGGACAAACUUGAAGGAUCUCCAAGUCGAGGUCGCAAAUUCAGUCCAAUAAUAGAUCGUAAACUACGCAACCUGAAGAGUAGUGAAACCCACGGGACACGAGAUGGACCUGCUGCUUCCCCGCUGGCUCUUUUAAAGGCAGCUAAAGAAAGAGAAAAACAUAGAUUAAGUCAUCCUCUGUCACGGGAAAACAGUGCCAAGACAAAAGAGCAGCCUAGUGCAAGCAUUCACCAGAGUGUCUCAAGUCCCAAUUCAUUCAUCGUCACCCCAAAGUCCAGCUCACCCUCUUCUCUAACAUCUGUAGAGAGAGUACAGGAAAGUCUGAAGGAUUUCAGUUCUGUGGUACAUACGCAAACAAUUCAGACGCCAGAAAAAUCCAGCAGUCCUGCUCUGGUCAGCAAUCAGAUGCCAUCCACAAAUUCAGUUCUCAGUAGGAUGGCUGCAAGUACCACCAACCUGGCUGAGCAGAGACACAAUGCAGUGCAAAGCCAUUCAAAGUCUCCACCCAUACAGCAUGAGGAUUUAAGUAUGCCAUUUCUCCCUCCGCCACCAGAGUUUGAUGAUUUUGACGAGAUUAUGGAGCCCCCUCCUUCCAUCCCUCCACCUGACCCUCCCAUGAAAAAGGCACCAACACCAACUGAGAUCCCUCUCACUCCAUCUCACGUUCCACCUCCGCCUCCAAAACACAAACCAGCAGCUCCAAAACUCCCACCUCCUGACAUCGAUGUCAAACCAAAGCUGCAAGUCCAGACAAAAGCCAAGGCGGCCCCUGCUCAGCUUCCAUCCAAUCUUUCACCCAGUCAGGCCACACUCCUGAGCAUCUUACAAAAAAAGAUGUUGGAAAUGGACAACAAAAUAGCCCCAGUGAAUGAGGCAGAGUCCAGUUCUGAUGACUGGGGCGCCCCCUUCUCCGAGGAGCACAUUAAGGUCCCCGUUGUCCCCAGAGCCAUACCACAGAGCAAGAGUUACCCUGUGGUUAACAAAGCAGCAACCCUGGACAUGCAGGAGCUUGAGAAUAAAUUAGUCAGAAAAAAGGAAGUGAAAGUUCCCACCAGCAAUGGAACACAGUCAAAACAUCCGUAUGGUAUGACCUUUACGAUUCGGCCUGGAACUAAACAGCCUAUUACUCCGGUCAGUAAAGAGGAUCCUUAAUGCUAUGUUCUAUUAAGAUAGGUCUUCUUCUGUUAGCACACAUUUCAUGUGAUUGGAUGAUGUGAUUUUGCAUCAGAACAAAUUUGUACAAUGGGGGGAAAACACUUUGAAGAAAUGUCGUUAAAAAAAUAUUAGGAAUGUCUCAUAACAAUGGUCUGCUCAGUUCUGAAUAUACGCUGAUUGUCUUUAUUGAUCUUUGGAGAGCACACUAUCACUGUCAUAUAGUUUUCUGUUUUGUAUAUUAAGUGUCAGUCAAAGGACCACUUUUUUUCCUUUUGGCUGCUGCUGUUUAUUCAGUGUUGAAGUAUAUGUUGCCUUUUUAAUCAAAACUUUGGGUCACAUGGGUGAUACUUUAAUAUGCAAAUUCUAAAAGGCUUCACAUUUAAGUAACUCAAAGCUUUGAAGUAUAUGCUGAGUAAAAAAUUAAUCUGCAUUACACUACAAAUUUCUGGAUGUUUUUGUAAGAUGUGUCUGUACUCUUGAUUGUAAAAUACAAUAAUAAUGUAAAAUGCAAUUAUGGUUAAUAUACUGUUACAUGUACAUUAUUUAGGUCCACUGGAAUGAAGCCAACCGUUAAUUGUGUGUUUAUCUCAUUAGGUUUGUUUCUCAUAUUUAUUGAUCUUUUUUUUUUCAUUUGUAUAAUAGUUUCUUUUUUUCUGCAGUAAAGUGUCCAAGUAUCUACACUAAUGCUGUACAUAUCAGUUUAUAUAAGAUUACAAAAGAACUUAAUAUUGUAAGAUGUAGUUUUAUGUAAUGAUAAAGUUAUAAUGAAAAUAUUUAAAAUAUUGGUUGUAGUCUUUAAGCACCAAAUGUUGUCCAACUAACUGGAAAUAAAAUCCAAGCAGUAAUUGCGUGUUUAAAUAAA